GCCCAGCUGGGAGGAAUUCUCCUGAGUUUCAUCGGACGCAUCCGACCGAUUGCUGAAAAGACAGGGAUAUGCAAAUCCAACCUCCCAAGGACUGGCAGCCGCCCUUUGCCUGCGAUGUCAAAAGCUUCUGCUUCACCCCUCGGGUACAGCGCCUCAACGAACUAGAGGCAAUGACCCGUGUCAAACUCGACUUCUUGGAUCAGCUGGGAAAAUUUUGGGAGCUGCAAGGGUCCGCGCUCAGAAUUCCAGUGGUGGAUGGCAAGCUGUUGGGUGUGUAUGCACUGAGCAAGGUGGGCGUGCAGGGACAGGUGGUUCUGCAGAUAAACAACAUACGCAUUAGCAUCUUGCAGUGUCUUCUGCGCCAGGAUUAAAUGGUUUACUGUAAUUAAAUAACUGCAGGAAGUUUAUAUAAUUACACCUUUCUAAAAGAACAGAAAGGGCCUUAUUGCCCAGAGCCAUCCGUAGACUGUUACCUUCUUUCC
Xenopus tropicalis (tropical clawed frog) is the source of this 482-nucleotide messenger RNA. RefSeq names its product lysine-specific demethylase 5A-like. Lineage: Eukaryota; Metazoa; Chordata; Amphibia; Anura; Pipidae. The coding region runs from base 69 to 371 and encodes 100 amino acids. The record is from RefSeq and is a predicted model, not a curated record. Gene Ontology annotation, molecular function: DNA binding. The transcript has 3 exons.